This is a messenger RNA of Dipodomys ordii (Ord's kangaroo rat), 450 nucleotides long. RefSeq names its product 60S ribosomal protein L30-like. Lineage: Eukaryota; Metazoa; Chordata; Mammalia; Rodentia; Heteromyidae. Gene Ontology annotation, molecular function: structural constituent of ribosome; RNA binding. The coding region runs from base 53 to 400 and encodes 115 amino acids. Gene Ontology annotation, cellular component: cytosolic large ribosomal subunit. The record is from RefSeq and is a predicted model, not a curated record. The transcript has a single exon.
CAUCUUGUCUGCUGCGUUAGGUUGGGAGACCUCCCGCAUCUAAGGCAGGAAGAUGGUGGCCGCCAAAAAGACGAAAAAGUUCCUGGAGUCGAUCAACUCCAGAAUUCAACUUGUUAUGAAAAGUGGAAAGUACAUGCUGGGGUACAAGCAGACGCUGAAGAUGAUCAGACAGGACAAAGGGAAAUUGGUCAUCCUUGCCAACAACUGCCCAGCCUUGAGGAAAUCUGAAAAAGAAUACUAUGCCAUGUUGGCAAAAACUUGUGUCCAUCACUACAGUGGCAAUAAUAUUGAACUGGGUAUAGCAUGUGGAAAAUACUACAGAGUAUGCACACUGGCUAUCAUUGAUCCAGGUGAUUCUGAUAUCAUUAGAAGCAUGCCAGAACAAACUGGAGAAAAGUAAAGAGUGCACAGUUUUUCUUUUAUAAAACUUUCCAGAGCUGUUUAAAAAAA